Molecule: messenger RNA, 3054 nt
Organism: Cotesia congregata
Lineage: Eukaryota; Metazoa; Arthropoda; Insecta; Hymenoptera; Braconidae
Source: the annotation of a GenBank genome assembly
GCAUCAAUGGAUUUACCACCCGACAAAGCAAAGCUUUUGAAGCAAUACGACAAUGAAAAGAAGUGGGAUAUCAUAUGUGAUCAAGAACGAGUUCAAGCUAAGGAUCCACCCUCACACUAUCUUGCCAAAUUAAGAACUUAUUUGGAUCCUAAAGCAUCUAGAAGUCAUCGAAAGAGAAAAAUGGUCGGUGAAUCAACGUCAACCCAAGUUCUUCGAGAUCUGGAGAUAUCACUAAGGACAAAUCAUAUCGAGUGGGUCAGAGAAUUUUUGGACGAAGAAAACCAAGGCCUGGAUGCGCUGAUAGAUUACUUGAGCUUCCGACUACUGAUGAUGCGACACGAGCAGCGAGCGAUGGAAAUCCGAACGGAGUCUGAGGAGAAAAUCCAAACAAGUGGUGUAAUUGAGACUGUGUCACUUAAUAAUGGCUGUCUACGGCCACCUCUACACGAGCUGAAAGACAGUCCAAGUGUUAAACGACGUUCGAGACAUGUAGCCAAACUUAACAUGGGUGAAGCUAAGGAUGACAUUCAUGUUUGUAUACUUUGUAUGCGUGCUAUUAUGAAUAACAAGUACGGCUUCAACAUGGUGAUCCAGCACAGGGAAGCUAUUAAUUGUAUAGCACUUAGCUUAAUCCACAAAAGUUUGAGAACAAAGGCCCUUGUACUAGAAUUACUAGCGGCUAUUUGUCUGGUUAAAGGCGGCCACGAGAUUAUUCUCUCGGCGUUUGAUAACUUCAAGGAAGUUUGCUUGGAGAAAAAGCGCUUCGAAACUCUGAUGGCGUACUUCACCCAGUACGACAAUUUUCACAUUGAGUUUAUGGUAGCGUGUAUGCAGUUUGUAAAUAUUGUCGUCCACUCGGUUGAAGAUAUGAAUUUUCGAGUCCACCUGCAGUACGAAUUUACCAAUCUUGGCCUCGAUGAGUAUCUGGAAAAAUUACGACACACUGAAAGUGAAGAUUUGCAGGUUCAAAUCUCAGCUUAUCUGGAUAAUGUAUUUGACGUAGCAGCUCUUAUGGAAGACAGCGAAACUAAAACGGCUGCUCUAGAAAAAGUUGCUGAACUAGAAGACGAACUUGGACAUGCCCACGACAGGAUGACAGAAUUGGAAAGAGAAUCAUUAUUAAAAUUGGCAGAACUAGAGACUGAACUGGGUGCGAUAAAAGUAGAAUACGUUGACGCUCUCGACGCUCGUCGAUUAGUAGAAGAAGAGCUGACGGCUCUUAAAAGACAAAAACAAGAUUCUGCGAGACGACAGAGCGUUCUCGAGAGCAAGAUAAUAGAGCUUGAAACCCUUACGGGGACACUUACCAAAGGCUCGACAGUUGCUAGUCUAUCUAAUGGAACCGCGGGGUUAUCAGCGGCCACGUCACCGACCUCCGAGAAUGUUGUUUCGUCGACAGUAUCAAUGUCUCCGACGGAAGAUGUUGUCAGGCCGGCACCAGUGGCGGCUCCGCCGCCACCCCCACCGCCUCCCUGCCCUCCGCCACCUCCCCCGCCGCCCAUGGUCCCCAUGGCGCCGGGUGAUAAUAAAAUUUCUUGCUCCUCUUUUAUUCCUCCUCCCCCCGCCGGCAUGAUGCAAGCUCCCGACGGUGCUAUGACUAUCAAACGAAAGGUACAAACGAAGUACAAAUUACCAACGCUCAAUUGGGUUGCUUUGAAACCUAAUCAAGUCCGCGGUACAAUUUUUAAUGAAUUGGACGACGAUCGACUGCACAAUUACAUCGAUUUUACGGACUUUGAAGAAAGAUUUAAAAUCGGUAUGAGCGGUCAUGUCGCAAAUGGUACUAAUGAAAUUGAUGGGCUACAAAGUUUCCCAAGUAAACGAUUUAAAAAACCGGAAAAUGUGUCUUUACUUGAACAUACUAGAUUACGAAAUAUUGCAAUAUCGAGAAGAAAAAUGGAAAUGCCAAUUGAAAAAGUAAUAACAGCAGUGAAUGCGUUAGAUUUAAAAAUUCUUUCUCUGGAAAAUGUUGAAUUAUUACAACGUAUGGUACCUACGGAACAAGAAAUAAAGGCUUACCGAGAGUAUAUAAUCGAGAAGAAAAAUGUAAAUUUAUUAACAGAAGAAGACAAAUUUUUGAUGCAACUAGGAAAAGUAGAGCGAAUAUCAACAAAGUUACAAAUAAUGAAUUACAUUGGAAAUUUUUUCGACAAUUUACAUUUAAUAACGCCUCAAGUACACGCUGUGAUAUCUGCUUCAAGUUCAGUAAAAUGUUCAAAAAAAUUAAGAGCAGUCCUGGAAAUAAUUCUAGCAUUUGGAAAUUACCUGAACAGCAGCAAGCGAGGUCCUGCAUACGGAUUCAAGCUUCAAAGUUUGGACACGUUGCUGGACACCAAGUCGACUGACAAGCGGAUGUGCUUGCUGCACUAUAUUGUGGCGACCAUAAGACUUAAAUUUACAGAGCUGAUAAAUUUCGAGUCCGAGCUGAUGUAUAUUGACAAGGCUGCUACUGUGUCGCUGGAAAAUAUAACGACUGACGUGCAUGAGUUGGAGAAAGGAAUGGAUCAGGUGCGCAAGGAAUUUGAAUUAAGGGGCAAGGAGAAGCAUAAUACAGUUUUAAGAGAUUUUUUGAAUAAUUCAGAGGAAAAAUUGAGACGAUUAAAAUCAGAUGCACGAAUUGCUGGUGAUGCAUUCCGUGAGUGUGUUGAAUUUUUCGGCGAAAGUCCAAGACAAGCUGAUGCCAACACAUUCUUUUCGUUGCUUGUUAGGUUUGCGAGAGCCUUUAAGGCAGCAGAUCAAGAAAAUGAACAGAGGCGCAGGUUAGAAGCAGCAGCCGCAGAAGCUCUCAGUACUUCUGAAGAAGUAACUAAGCGCAACAAAUUGAAUCAAAAGAAACAGCAGGAUGCUGUAAUAAAUGAAUUGAAAAAUAAAACACGUUUAGUACAUGAGAAAAAAUUGUUGCAACAAGAUGAAGUGUAUAAUGGUGCGCUAGAAGAUAUUUUACUUGGUCUAAGAUCAGAACCUUACCGUCGAGCUGAUGCAGUACGUCGUAGUCAACGUCGACGUAUUGAUAAUCAUAGAUUAUCGCGUACUGCUGAGGAACUUGAAUUUUAA